Messenger RNA from Haliotis rubra (blacklip abalone), 799 nucleotides. RefSeq names its product mammalian ependymin-related protein 1-like. The coding region runs from base 80 to 730 and encodes 216 amino acids. Gene Ontology annotation, biological process: cell-matrix adhesion. Gene Ontology annotation, cellular component: lysosome; extracellular region. The transcript has 6 exons. The record is from RefSeq and is a predicted model, not a curated record. Gene Ontology annotation, molecular function: calcium ion binding. NCBI's taxonomy places the organism in Eukaryota, Metazoa, Mollusca, Gastropoda, Lepetellida, Haliotidae.
AGUUGAAUCAACGUGUCCAGACUUUAUUGAUAAGAGUACCUCAGUCUAGCAAGAAGACUGUGGUGUCCGAGCCUCCAAUAUGCUACGAGGAAUCCUUGUCUUGACCUUCGUGUCGUGCUGCUGGGCUGGUUGCUGUAUGCCAAAACAAUGGGAAGGACUUCAGAAUGUAAUUGGACAGUCAGUCACGAGUGGAAAGGCUGCAGCAUUUCUGGUCACAAAUGUCAUCUCCUAUGAUGGAACAAACUCGAGAGUUGCUCUUAUCAUGAACAGCACAGCUGGGUCCGUCCAGACAGUGAUUCGAGUCAUACACAACUACAACAAGGGGAUCCAGUAUAAUAUUGACCUUCUGACCAACAAAUGUACGAAAAGCAAGAUCGUUGGAUCGAUUAUACCAGCGUGUGUCCCAGACAACGCUGUGAAAGGUCAGUCUGUGUAUUUUGGUGGCGGAAAGAACCGACUUCCAGGGGAUACAUAUUUUUGGAAUCAGAAAGCCCCCAGUGUCAACGUCGAUAUCGGCCUCACCGUGUCCCCAGACGGCACCGAAUGCUACCCUGUAGGCGAAGUCGCUACUGGAACAGCAAAUACUGCGCGAGUGUUUGAAACAGUGGGGUUCCUUAAUAUCACCAAAGGAAUCAAUGACCCUUCCGUGUUUACUCCUCCUCCUUCCUGCAACCAGGUUCCAAUCACUGAGGGGACAUUCAAGCGGAGGUACAGGUUCCUUGGUUUGUAAUGGACACAGCUGCACAAACUGCAGACAAAUGUCACCCAUCAUUUUUAGAAAUAAAAGGCAACUCUGUCA